This is a messenger RNA of Stegostoma tigrinum, 647 nucleotides long. RefSeq names its product nephrocan-like. NCBI's taxonomy places the organism in Eukaryota, Metazoa, Chordata, Chondrichthyes, Orectolobiformes, Stegostomatidae. Gene Ontology annotation, molecular function: protein binding. The record is from RefSeq and is a predicted model, not a curated record. The transcript is spliced from 3 exons. Bases 1 to 633 code for a protein of 210 amino acids.
AUGUGGAAGCUGAGUGUGAAACAAUUGACACCAGAAAAUGUUGAGGAAUUCAAAAGGGAUAACAAAGGUUGGAGAACUGUAAAGCCCCUCUUUGAGUCUCCAACAAACGGGUGGGAAACAGUCAAGGAGAAGAUCAUGAAGUUCUUCAUCCUCAGAGAUGUUCAGAAGCCAACAGAGAGUCAAGCAAAGUUGUCCAAAAUCCUGAAAAGCAUGCAGCACCUACUCCUACUGCAGACGAUGGGGGUUAAUCUCAAGGAGGAAAUCCAGGAGGAGGAGGAAUUCCAGGAGACCGACUGCCCCACGAGAUGUGUCUGCGACUCCUCCAAAUCGGUGCAGUGCUGUAGGGUUACAACAGUGCCCAAAGCCAUCCCAGCAGAUACCAGGAAACUGCACCUUGGACACAACAACAUCAAACAGCUGCGGGUGUCAGAUUUUGGUGGACUUUAUAGCAUUGAAGAGCUUGCAUUGUCUUCGUGUGGAAUGGAAGCAACAGAAGCACACACAUUUUCAACCCUGACACAUCUGAGGACCUUAGAACUAUGGAAGAACAAGUUGAGGCGUGUUCCCAGUAAGCUUCCCUCCAAUGUAGAAGUAUUGCAACUGGGUAAUAAUCAAAUUCAGGCAUUAAUGUGAGACUGACUUUGAAG